Molecule: messenger RNA, 339 nt
Organism: Entamoeba dispar SAW760
Lineage: Eukaryota; Evosea; Mastigamoebida; Endamoebidae
Exons: 3
Coding region: 1-339 (112 amino acids)
Source: RefSeq, a predicted model, not a curated record
AUGUACAGUAAAACUAACAACUAUCAAAAAUAUGUUUGUGAACCAGAACAAAAUAUAAAUGCGAAUAUAUUAUCAUGUUAUUCAUCGUGUUGUGGAGAUUCUAUAAGAUCAGUAUGUAAGUGUGAUGUAUCAACUAAUAAAUGUUGUAAAUCUACUCAAGUACAAAAUGGUAAUUAUUGUAAUUCUAGUAAACAUCAAAUUUAUGAUUAUACAGGAACUACACAAAAAUGUAUUGUUUCGAAUUGUACAGAAUAUCUUGUCAGAUACAGAUGUCUUAUAAAUAGAUGCAAUGAAAUAAGUAAGAAUAAAUAUUAUGAAUAUACUUCCAGUGUAGGAUAA